GGAACCCAUCCAAUUAAUCGUUCCAAGCGCUAUAAAAACGAAUUAUUUUAUCGAAUGAAGCAUCAGUAACACAGCAUCGUUUGCUAAAUUCACUUGAAUUUUAUUCAACACCAAUCCCCCCAUAAGCAUCAUGUCUGCCAAAUUUGUGAUCUGCCUGGCUCUCUGCGCCCUGAGCACCGUGUCGGCUGGAGUCCUGCCCUUGGCCGCGGCCCCAUUUGCGGCUGCAGGUGUUGUGGCCCCUUACGCCACCUCGUACAAUGCUCACACCGUCAACCACGCCAUUGCUGCUCCCUAUGUUGCUGCCGCCGCUGCUCCACUGGUAGCUGCCCCAGCUGCCAAGCUCCUGGCUGCUCCAUCUCCCUUUGCGUACUCUGCCUACGGUGCAGCUCUGCCCGCAUUCAGCCCCUACACCGCUCUGCCAGCCGCUAGCUACGUGCUGUAAGUCCAGUCGUCGAUAGCCCGUUCUCCUAGUAUGAAUCUAGAUCAAGUACCUACCCAGAACAACAACGUGAUAUCCAGAACGCCAUAUUGGCGAGGCAUAGCCGCACAGUGGUGACCCCUGGGCCAAUUCUACCGUUUGAGUCACAAAUGGCUGCC
This is a messenger RNA of Armigeres subalbatus, 597 nucleotides long. RefSeq names its product cuticle protein 38-like. The transcript is spliced from 2 exons. NCBI's taxonomy places the organism in Eukaryota, Metazoa, Arthropoda, Insecta, Diptera, Culicidae. The coding region runs from base 131 to 442 and encodes 103 amino acids. The record is from RefSeq and is a predicted model, not a curated record.